AUGCGAGCGGUAGUGUUAACAUUGCUUUGUUUGGGAAGUUCGUGUUGUUUUGGCGAGGAUGUCAAAAAAGUUUCAUACAAAAUGCCGACAGUAGGAAUAUCUGUGCUUGUUCGUAAUAAAGCACAUACAUUACCCUUCUUUUUAAGUUGCAUACGUAACUUAAAUUAUCCUAAGAAUCGAAUAUAUUUAUGGAUUUAUAGUGAUUUUAAUGAAGAUAAAAGUAUUGAAAUCCUUGAACGAUGGGUUGAUAAGUAUGCACCUCUAUACAAUGGUGUGUAUCUUACUAAAAACAGUUCAAGCGGACGCCUCCAUAGUGAUGAAAAGAGCCCAAUACAUUGGAGCUCCAAUCACUUCAAACAUGUGAUAUCGUUGAGAGAAAAAGCUCUGGAUUUUGCUAGAAAAAUGUGGGCAGAUUAUCUCUUUAUGAUAGAUGCCGAUGUGUUUCUUACAAAUCCAUCUACGUUAAGUGUACUUGUAUCAAAAGACCUUCCCAUCACCGCACCAAUGCUUGUAUCUGAUGGACUUUACUCUAAUUUCUGGUGUGGUAUGACUGACAACUACUAUUAUCAAAGAACAGAUGACUAUAAGCCCAUACAGAGGAUGGAGAAACAGGGUUGCUAUGAGGUUCCGAUGGUUCAUACUGCUGUCUUAGUUCAACUGAAGACCAGAAUAUCAGACCAACUAACAUACAACCCAGAUAAGAUACCUAAUUAUGAUGGCCCUGAAGACGAUAUUAUAGCAUUUGCAGUGAAUGCUAAGAAAAAUGGUAUAACGCUACACAUUUGCAACGAUGAUCUGUAUGGAUUUGUACCGGUACCUUUAGAAGACAACCAUGAUCCAAAGAGUGAUUUAGAGCAGCUGUUGAACAUAAAAACGGAGGCGAUUGGACGCGGGAGUCCAUUGCCCCUGGACCCGUUCCUACAGGACUAUGUAACAUACCCUGAGCUCUGGAAGUUCGGUUGUAACGAAAUCUACAUGAUAAACUUAGAGAGACGCACAGAGAGAAGAGAAUUAAUGGAAUUAAGUUUCAAAGAAUUAGGCAUGGAUGUCAAGCAUUUUAAGGCUGUUGACGGCAGACAAUUGGACAUGAAUAACCUGAAGGAUUUGGGUGUAACAUUAAUGCCUAAUUACGAAGAUCCUUAUCAUAAAAGACCUAUGAAAGCAGGCGAAGUAGGAUGUUUUCUCAGUCAUUACUACAUAUGGGAGGAGAUCGCGGAGAAGCGCCACAGUAUCGCGUUAGUAUUGGAGGAUGACAUACACUUCGUACCCUACUUCCGCAACAGAUUACUGCGACUACUGCGCGAGAUCAAACCACUAGAAUGGGACCUGGUGUACAUAGGUCGUAAGAUCCUGCAGGACGCUGAAGAACAAUACGUGACGGAGCAUACGACGAGGCCGCUGUACUCGUACUGGACGCUCGGGUACUUGCUCAGCGACCGCGGCGCCCGCAAACUGCUAAGCGCUCGCCCCCUCGAUCGCAUGCUACCCGUCGACGAGUUCCUGCCCAUCAUGUUCGACCAGCACCCCAAUGCGACAUGGAAAGCGCAUUUCCCUACGCGCAACCUGGAUGCUUACUCGGCGGCGCCCCUCCUGGUCCACCCCACCCACUACACGGGACAGGAAGGCUACAUUAGCGACACCGAGGAUUCUGACCUCGUCACUGAAAUAACAUUCCAACACUACAAAAACGAACUCUAA
Messenger RNA from Spodoptera littoralis (African cotton leafworm), 1698 nucleotides. NCBI's taxonomy places the organism in Eukaryota, Metazoa, Arthropoda, Insecta, Lepidoptera, Noctuidae. The record is from the annotation of a GenBank genome assembly.